This is a messenger RNA of Lactuca saligna, 408 nucleotides long. The record is from the annotation of a GenBank genome assembly. Lineage: Eukaryota; Viridiplantae; Streptophyta; Magnoliopsida; Asterales; Asteraceae.
AUGAUUAUGGAAGAGAGUAAUGACGAAGGAGAAGAACCAAAGGUUCUGUGGUCAUCGAGUGGUGGCAACAGUGGUUCAGGAGGUGGCGAUGGAUUGUUUGGUGGAGCGAAGGAAAGAUCGACAAUGGGAAAAGGGGCGUCGACUAGUAAUCUUGGAUCAAGAGGAUUUAGUGGAUCAGGAGGGUUUAAUGGGGUUGAUGGGUCAAGUGGGACAAAAUCAUAUUGCCUCACUCGUUUUCACUCUCACCGGAUUUCAUUCAUAUUCCGGCCAACUUUCCGGCGAUCAUCCCGACCUCUUGCAUCCCGAUCAGAACAAGAAGUGAAUUAUGGGCCGUUUUUCCUCCAUGUUAGAUGGAUUAUCAAGAACGUUUUCGACCUCCAAGAGAGGGACGAGUUCUACGGAAUGUAG